Molecule: messenger RNA, 198 nt
Organism: Oryctolagus cuniculus (rabbit)
Lineage: Eukaryota; Metazoa; Chordata; Mammalia; Lagomorpha; Leporidae
Source: RefSeq, a predicted model, not a curated record
ACUGCCCGCUCGGGCCAGCCAGCACUGGGCCGUGUCAGUGACGAGCCCCCCGGGCCUGCGGCGGGAUGGACCUGGCCUACGUCUGUGAGUGGGAGAAAUGGCCCAAGACCACGCACUGCCCCUCGGUGCCCCUGGCCUGCGCCUGGUCCUGCCGCAACCUCAUCGCCUUCACCACAGACGUGCGGAACGAGGACCAGG